This is a messenger RNA of Thelazia callipaeda (thelaziosis nematode), 3315 nucleotides long. NCBI's taxonomy places the organism in Eukaryota, Metazoa, Nematoda, Chromadorea, Rhabditida, Thelaziidae. The record is from the annotation of a GenBank genome assembly.
AUGACUUAUCGAACAUUGACUGUUAUUUAUGGAAAGGUCAAAGUAUACGUUAAAGAAAAGCAUUCGGAAGAUAUGCCUCCCAACUUUUUCCAAAAGCCUGAAACGGCUUUAAAGCGCGCUCAGGAGCUCAUUUCGGUUGGCAAGGAAGUUGAUGCUUUAGAAACACUGCAUGAUACUAUAAAGUCGAGACGUCAUAAACAGUGGACGAAAACACAUGAAGCAAUUAUGUUGAAACAUAUGGAACUAUGUGUUUCUUUGCGACGUUCUCAUGAUGCGAAAGACGCUCUUUUCCAGUAUAAAACACUCACUCAGCAGAUUGCUAUAAAGUCACUCGAGACGGUAAUACAACAUUUUUUGGAGCUUGCGCAGCAGAAAACUGAAGAAGCACAGAAAACUUCUAUUGAGAAAGUUGAGGAAAUUGAUGAUUUGGACCAAGCUGAUGCUCCUGAAAACUUGCUAUUAUCAGCUGUAUCUGGCGACGCAGUUCAAGAUCGAAUGGAUAGGACUGUACUAAGUCCAUGGUUGCGUUUUCUGUGGGACUCAUAUCGAAAUUGUCUGGAUCUAUUAAGAAAUACUGCUGUGGUUGAGCAACUUUAUCACCGUAUUGCUCGUCAAUCCUUUGAAUUCUGUGCCAAGUAUCAACGACGAACGGAAUUUCGCAAAUUAUGUGAUAGUCUUCGAUUACAUUUGACUCAGAUUCAGAAACACCAACAUCUAGCGCAUGUAGUCAAAUUAACGAGUGCAGAAUCCUUAACAUUAAUGCAAGAUACACGUCUAAUCCAGUUAGAUACAGCGAUACAAAUGGAAUUGUGGCAAGAAGCAUAUAAAAGUGCUGAGGAUGUUCAUGGCAUGAUGCAGUUAAGCAAAGAUAAAGAUGAAUGUGCAGUCAAACCAGCAAGCUAUGCCAAUUAUUAUGAUAAGCUUGCUUUGGUGUUUUGGAAAGCUGGUAACACAUUGUUCCAUGCUGCUGCUCUUCUUCAAAAAUAUAUCAUAAAUAAAGAUAUGAAGAAAACGUUUAGCAUGGAAGAAGCUACGGAUCAAGCGACGCGUGUACUCUUAGCAACACUUUCAAUUCCAGAUGGCGCUGAUAAUCCAUCUGAUUUGACGCGACAUUUGGAUAUUGAGGAGCAGCAUCUUGCCAAUAUGCGACUGCUAUCAAAUCUUCUUCGUUUACCAGUGGCACCAACAAGAGUUGGAAUUUUAAAAGAAAUUACUCGGUUGAAUUUGCCUGAUGUUGUGGUUGACAAUGCACGAAAUUUAUAUCGAUUAUUGGAAUGUAGUUUCGUACCAUUACGUCUUGCACGUGAGGUGCAAGCGGAGCUAGAACAAGUAGCAGAAUUGAAGAAAGUUGAGUAUAAUCAAUAUAUCGAUGCCCUCAGGAGCGUAACAGCUACGAAGGUUAUAAAGCAUAUUUCCCUCAUUUAUGACACUCUGUCAAUUAAGCGUAUCCAAAAAGUGAUCCCGUUUUUUAAUGGCAUUGAAUUGGAACGAUUUCUGGUCGACAUAGCAAAACAUCGUUAUGUAAAAGCUCGCAUUGAUCAUCGUGGUGGUUGUAUUCAUUUUGGAGCAACAGAUGCAGCGCUUUCUGGUUUUUUUGAUCUAGAAGCUUCAGAUGGUUUCGGGAAUGAUGCAGAACAGAUUGCCGCGGAAGAUAUCAGAACUCAUCUGCAGUCGAUGUACAAUAAUUUAAGAAACGUAGUACAAAUCCUCGACCAUGAAAAAAUCAAAAAAGAUGCUCUUAAUGACUUAAAACGUCAUGCAGAAAUAUAUCUAUAUCAUAAAGAUGCUGAUUACGAACGCAUCAUGUUGCGUAGAAAAAAAAUCGAAAGUUACAAGGAAACUAGUGAAAGACAAAAGCUAGAGAAGUGCCAGCAAGCGCAAGCAGAGGCAAACAGAAAGGAAGAACAACGAAGAGCUGAAGAAAUGCGUCGGUUAGAACAAGAAAAUAUUGAGAAAGAAAAAAUGCGCAAACUCGCUGAACAAGAAGAGAUGGAUCGAAGACUACGAGCAGAAAAAAUGAAGAAGAUUCAAUCUACUCCAAUAUAUCAGGCUAUUGUAAAGGACCAUGGCGAAGAUGCGUUUCAGAAUAUGGAUCCAGAUUCAGUGCUGCGUGAGCAGCGUGAUCGUUUGGAUGAACAGCGUCGCGAGCAACAAGCACGUUUGCAACAACAAGAAAAGAAAUUUGAUCAUCUUGUUCGUGCUUAUCAUCUGCAAGAAAUAAUAGCUCGCAAAGCUAUUUCAGAUAAUUUUGCUAUAAAAGCUCCAGAAAAUCAUGAGGCUUACGAAAAGUAUCGUAUUGAAACUGCCAUUAAGGAGCAUGAAAAUGCUGUGGCUGUUUAUGAACGCAUGCAGAAAGUAAGAAUGGAUCCCGAUGCAGCUGCAUUUCUUGAAUCUGUUAAAAAAGCACAUGCUGAGGAUUUUGAGAAGAAGAUGCAAGAGUGGCAAAGAAAAUUGGAGGAGGAGAAACGGAAACGUCUUGAAGAACGUCAUGAACUCAGAAAGAAAGAACGAAGGAGAGAAUGGCUUCAGGAGCGCGAACGAGAAUUGACUAGGGCAAAAGAAGCAGCAGAACAAGCAAGAAAAGAAGAGCAAGAAAAGGAGCGAAGAGCGGCACGUAAUCCUAAGCGUGAAAUGACUGACAAAGUAGACGAACUUGAUUGGAGCAGAAAUGCUCACCCAAUCCAGUCUCGAACUUUGUCAGUGUCUAAACCUAUUGGAGAUCGGUUUGUGGAAGGUGAAUAUCAUCGUGAACGCGCUCCGAUGAUUGUAUCAGAAGCUGAAAGUGGACCAUGGACACGAGGAAACUUUAUUACUGCACUGCAAAGGCAAGAAACUCAAACUCGUGAUUUGGAACGUCCCUUGAUACCAUCUCGUUUUCCUGAAAAAGAACAACUACGUAGUGAAGCAGAUACUUCAGGAGUUUGGAGGAGAGGACAAGUUAUGGAACGUGACAAAAAUCAACCUUUUGGACAACCGUCAUUCAUGGAAAGACGUGGCGAACCUACAGGUGCUCAACGAGAUACAAAACCAGCACCAUCUGUAGCUAAUUCAGGACAAUGGAAACGAGGGUUAUUUGUCUCAUCGCGUCCAACUGAUCAUGUCGAUUCUUCGCAGCGGGUAUCUUCAACAGCUCCAAAAAGUCAGCCAUGGAUUUCUUCACGACUUCGUCAAGCAGAUGGCGCUCCCACCAAUCCUAAUACAUCUAGAAGAAUAUUGGAAGGAAGUAGUACUAAUGAGCUUGCUACUGGUAAAUGGAGUCGUUCAGGCCAACGUGCUGGAGACGGACACGGUGCUCAUUUCUGUAAGUUCGUUUAA